Peromyscus californicus insignis is the source of this 4225-nucleotide messenger RNA. RefSeq names its product protein geranylgeranyltransferase type I subunit beta (gene Pggt1b). Lineage: Eukaryota; Metazoa; Chordata; Mammalia; Rodentia; Cricetidae. Gene Ontology annotation, cellular component: CAAX-protein geranylgeranyltransferase complex. Gene Ontology annotation, molecular function: CAAX-protein geranylgeranyltransferase activity. Bases 429 to 1661 code for a protein of 410 amino acids. The transcript has 8 exons. The record is from RefSeq and is a predicted model, not a curated record. Gene Ontology annotation, biological process: protein geranylgeranylation.
CAAGGACCUUCAGUUAACUGAACUGCUCUCUGCCAAUAUGACAUCUUCACUUUUAAAGCACCAAUACUCAGUACACAGCAUAGAUCCAAACGUUAUAAAAUGAGGACCAUCUGUGCAUGCAAUUUUAAAUAAUUCCAGAUACUCUAAAAGAGGAUUAGGACAAACGUCUGAAUUUUCAUAGUGUUGAUAAUUCUCUAGUAAAACGUGUCUCCAGUUUCCACCUGUAAGUUUAGCUUGCCUAUUCAUUCAGCUUAAAACUGUGGACCUCCAAAAAAGCGUCUGCAAAAUAAAACUUUCAGACUACACGUCCUUAUGCUGUUUAGGGCCAGGAUUUAACUUGUUUUGGUUAGCACAUGAAGAAAUGGGUUUCAUUCUGUCAUUUUCACAAACACAAUCUGAGGAAGGGAUUUACGAACUGAUUUUACGAGAUGCGAGAAGGGUUUCUAAAACCGUUGGGACGGAAUAGAAAAGACUGCCCAACCGAGGGAGAAGAGAGACAAAGUGCUCUGCUGAGCCUUUCGGUGGUCCACAGUGUGCGGCUUCCACUGUCGCCCCAACCAGACACCUGUGGGAGGUCGGCCCGAGUUGACUUCGCGCCUCCCGCCAACUGCUUCCGGGUCGCGGCGAGUGUCGCUUCCGGAGCAGCAUGGCGGCCACGGAGGACGAGAAGCUGGUGGGGAGCGGAGAGGGAGAGCGGCUGGAUUUCCUGCGGGACCGGCACGUGCGGUUCUUCCAGCGCUGCCUCCAGGUCUUGCCGGAGCGGUAUUCUUCGCUGGAGACCAGCAGGGUCAAAUCUUAAUCGCUGUGGUUUCCGAGGCUCUUCAUACCUGGGUAUUCCAUUCAAUCCAUCAAAGAACCCUGGAACAGCUCAUCCUUAUGACAGUGGACACAUAGCGAUGACCUACACUGGCCUUUCGUGUCUAAUUAUUCUUGGAGAUGAUCUAAGCCGUGUAGAUAAAGAAGCGUGCCUAGCAGGCUUGAGAGCACUUCAGCUUGAAGAUGGGAGUUUUUGUGCUGUUCCUGAAGGCAGUGAAAAUGACAUGAGGUUUGUGUACUGUGCCUCCUGUAUUUGCUAUAUGCUCAACAACUGGUCAGGCAUGGAUAUGAAGAAAGCCAUCAGCUACAUUAGAAGAAGUAUGUCCUAUGACAAUGGGCUGGCACAGGGAGCGGGCCUUGAAUCUCACGGAGGGUCCACCUUUUGUGGCAUUGCAUCACUGUGCCUGAUGGGUAAAUUGGAAGAAGUCUUUUCAGAAAAAGAACUAAACAGGAUAAAGAGGUGGUGUAUAAUGAGGCAGCAGAAUGGAUACCAUGGAAGACCUAAUAAGCCUGUUGACACCUGUUACUCAUUCUGGGUGGGAGCGACUCUAAAGCUUCUGAAAAUUUUCCAGUACACUAACUUUGAGAAGAACAGGAAUUACAUCUUAUCAACUCAAGAUCGCCUUGUGGGGGGAUUUGCCAAAUGGCCAGACAGUCAUCCAGAUGCUUUGCAUGCAUACUUCGGGAUCUGUGGCCUGUCCCUAAUGGAGGAGAGUGGAAUCUGUAAGGUUCAUCCUGCUCUGAAUGUAAGCACACGAACUUCUGAGCGCCUUCGAGAUCUCCAUCAAAGCUGGAAGACCAAGGACUCUAAAGAGUGCUCAGAGAAUGUCCAUAUUUCCACUUGACUGACCUUGGGGUAAUGGGUUUGUAGCAUAACUGUAGCUCAAGGUUAAAAGCCAUGUGUAACCAAGUGUGCUCUUUUUUAAAGGGGUAGUCUUAAGUCAAAGCUUGUACUGCUAACACUUCCACUGUACUGGAUUUAAAGAAAAUUCUUGUUGAAGUUGGGAACCUUAGCAGGACUCUGUUGUGGUCCUUAAAUGUUUAUAGUGUGUUUCUGAGUGGUUUCUUGGGACAGAUUUACCAAAUGUAUGCAGGUUAUCUUCUUAAAACCCUUCAGUACAAGUUCUGGCUUACAAAAUGGAUACAAAUCUUCAAGUUUACACUUCAUAUGGCAUUGAUAAUCUUCAGGUGAGCAUUUAGUGAUCACUUAAAAAAUCUCUACUGCUGAUGGGAAGAAAUUUGCUUUAUUGAAUUAAGUAUCUGGAGUUUUUCUUUAAAAAUCGAUGGUCUCAUAAUUUUCUUCAAGAAUAACAUAUUUUGUGUUAUUCUUAAGAUGUGCCAACUAGACUUGUGUAAGCUAUACAGAUGAAAUUAAAAGUUCAUAGUAAGAAAAAAUAGGCUUAACUAAUACUAUAGUUCUCUAAAGAGAGAGUACAGCAUAACUGAGGGAGAAGGUCAUGUGAUUAUGAAUGAGAAGGGUCUGUCUUGUUUCUUUAUCAUAGGUUCCUUGGGUGAGUACCUGUUGUGUUUUGUUUUAAUCCCAAAUCAUUGGCUACCUUUUGUCAGGGGCAAGGGAAGAAAUAAUCUUUGCUGUCUAGAAAAAAGAUAUUCAGUGUUCUAUUCUUCUGAGGUUCAUGACACUGUAAAUUAUACUUGUGUGGUUAUAACUGAGUUCUUUUUAGUUGCUUUGAUUUUUUUUUUUUUUCCUUUUCAGUAUUUUGUAGCCACUAUAGUUAGCUGCUUUAUCUCCCACCAGGUUGAGCAUCCUUAAUCCAAAAUUUAUUAUCUGGGCCAGGCAUAGUGGCACAUGCCUUUAAUCUCAGCUCUUGGGAGGCAGAUGCAGGCAGAUCUCUGUGAGUUCAAGGCCAUCCUGGUCUGCAUAGUAAGUACCAGACCAGACACAGCUGCAUAGUGAGACCCCAUCCUGAACUGAAAAAACAAAACAGCAACAAAAAUAAUAAAAUCCAUUAUCUGAAAUGCUCCAGAAUCUGAAUUUGUUGACUGACAGCAUGACACAAUUGGAAAAUUCCACCACUUCAUGCAACAGGUCACAGAUGAAUUUCAGGGACACUGUAAAUAGUAUAUAAAACUACUUGAAAUUACUGAAUAAAGUGUAUGAAAUAAAUGCAUUCCAUGUUUAGACUCGGGUCACAUCCACAAGGUAAAGUGUAUAUGUAAAUAUUCGAAAAAUCUGAAAACAGAAUUGAAAAUCUGAAACAUUAUGUUUGGUUCCAAGCAUUUUGGAUAGUGAUACUCAACCUGUAAAUAAUUUUCUAAUGUUUUCAAGUUUGAUAAAUCUUUAAAUAUAAACAGAACCACUGAGGUAUACAUAGUCAUUUAUAUUUUUAUAUUUUUGGCUACGUGGGAGGGAAAUAUAUCCAUCUAGAGGGGAUAAAUUAUGGUUUCACUUAUUCAUUGUCUUGUUUUAUUGUCUUAAUUCUGUGAACUAACAACCAAAAGAAACUGGUGUAAAAAUCUUGGUUAGCAAUCAACUUGUCAAUAAAUCACAUCCAUGACUUGGUGACAAGAAGGAAAUUUCUUCAUUAGAGGAAAUGAGUGUGUUAGUCUUGCUAGUAAUAAAAGUUGUAUUAUUAAUCUACAGACAUCAUUGUAAAAGCUAAAUUAUCAGUGUCACUGGGUAGAUAAUAGCAUUUUCAUUAUUUCCUAAACUGAAGAGAUAUUUCCUAAAUAAAAAAUACUUCUAAAGGGAAACUGAGCAUAUGAUUAAAAAGAAUACAUCACUUAGUUUUAGAACUGACUUUGCAAAGUCAAAUGAAACAGUGCUGGGAGUCUAGCUCGCUUCACUGCCUGGUCUGCACAGGCCCUGGGCUCCCUGGCUUUGAUCCUUGGCCCCCAAACUAACAAAUCAACCAAAUCCUCAUUAGAGAGAAAUCUUCCAGUGGUGGAGAGAAAAGCUUUACCAACAAAUGUUAUCCUCCCAGGAGUUGUUCCAGUUGCUUCUGUUUAAACCCAAGCAAGUAACAACAGUCCUGCCUCAAACUGAGUUCUCUCUUAGCCAUUAAGAACUGAAACAGCGUGUAUGAAAAUGCUCUAGGUGUGUAUCAGGAGCCAGUGUUUUCCCUGAAUUGUUGCUGUCAAUUGUUGGAAGGUAAGAAAAUUGGUUAUUAAUAAAGAGAAGAUUUAUAACAGAAAAGUAAUUUGUAUUUGCAAACUCCUUGAGUAAUUUACUGGCAAAGGAAUAUUAUUGGCAGAAUAAUUCUAAUAUACUCUUAAGAGCCAAGGUUCCAUGUGAUACUUUAUGGAGCAGUGAAUGUUGGUGUUUCAUAGAAACAUAUCAACCAAAAAAUACGGAGUUGUUUUGAAGUGUGGAAAAACUAUUUUUAGCUUUUCCUAAAUAGAUGUGUCUAAGAAAAUAUUUAUUAAUAAAAUAAAUUAAAAGUAACGUUUC